AUGGGAAUUUUAAAAGGAAAAGAUAUUGCAUUAGAAAAUGUUGAAAAAUCGAAAUUAGCCUUUUUAGCAACAUUAAUUAAUGUUGAAAAAGGCCCAUCAAAACCUACAAUGCCACCAAAGGAUCAUUUUACAUUAAUAUUUGAUCGAGAUUCAAUUAGAAAUUUAAAAGGACGUGUUUAUGAAAAUAUGAAACAAUAUACAUAUGAACAACUAGGUGAAAGUCUUCCUGUUUUUAUAAAUGAUAAAGAAACUGAAGAUACUGAUGGUAAUCUAAUUAAUCCAAUAAAACCAGAAGUUCCAACAGUUGGUCGUCAAUAUAUUGCUUGUAUUUGUGAUGAUCUUAAAGUAAUUGAUUAUCUUAUUGAUAUUGAUUCGAGUGAAGUUGAUGAUUUAAUUUUAAUAGCUAAUUCAAGACGAAGAUCACUUAUUUAA
Rotaria sordida is the source of this 432-nucleotide messenger RNA. The record is from the annotation of a GenBank genome assembly. NCBI's taxonomy places the organism in Eukaryota, Metazoa, Rotifera, Eurotatoria, Philodinida, Philodinidae.